Messenger RNA from Grammomys surdaster, 2667 nucleotides. It is a transcript of the gene Knop1, whose product is annotated as lysine rich nucleolar protein 1. NCBI's taxonomy places the organism in Eukaryota, Metazoa, Chordata, Mammalia, Rodentia, Muridae. Bases 1 to 1545 code for a protein of 514 amino acids. The record is from RefSeq and is a predicted model, not a curated record. The transcript is spliced from 5 exons.
AUGGACGCGGUUUCUACAGCAACCCAGGGCGCCCUGAGGCUGCGACCCGGAAGGAGAAAGAUUUCGAGGGGGCGGGCCAGAAAUUCGAAGCUGACUUCCGGGUCGCGGCGGCGCGGGUGCUCACGUGGGGAUGCUUGGCCUGCUAGUAGACCAGUAAUGGUCAGCAAGACUCAGAAAGCAGACCUGGGCCCUCGUCUCUCAGAGAAGAAGAAAAAGAAGAAGAAGAAAAAGAGGGUGGUUACAAAUGUCUCAGAACCAGAGACUCAGUACUCAGUCUUAAACAGUAAUGAUUAUUUUAUAGAUGUUUCUCCUCCAAGGGCCACAUCCCCUUCUAUCAAUGUGGGUGAGGUACAGGUCCCCGAGAUGUCACUGGGCAAGAGAAAGAAGAAAAAAAAGUCCUGUAGCACUUACUUGGAGGAGUACCUGGGGACUGAGCCUACACAGGCAAGACAGAAAAAGUCGCCUAGCCCUAGAAGGCAGGUCCUUGAGCAGUCAGCAGAAGGCCUCAUCAGAGAGAAGAAAAAGAAGAGGCGGAAGUCCUUAUCCAAGGCUGCCUCCCAAGGCUCAGGGCUGAAGACUUCCCCAGACCCCAAGCAUGCCAAGGAGGUAAGCAAAGCUGGUAGGAAGUCCAAAAAACACAGGAAGGAAAAGAAGGUUCCUGACAUGGAAGCCUUUGCUCCCCAGGACUCUUGGCUCUAUGAGGCUGGGGAUACUCUGUGCUCAUGCUUAGAGGGGGCAGAGGCUGAGGAGCAGGCAGCCUUGGGGCAGAAAAGGAAGCAGGGGAGCCCCAGAGAUCAUAGCAUGAAGAAAAAGAAGAAGAAGACCCACCAGGAGGGAGACAUCCUCUUGGUGAACUCCAGGAUCUCCAUGGAGAACAGCCUGAAGAAAGGGAGUAAGAAGUCAGUCAGAAGUGAAGCUUUGGAGUUCAUCCCCAUGGACGGCCUGAAGGCCCCUGGGAAGAAGAAAGUCAAAUCCAAGAAAAAAGUGGAACAGCCAGUUGGUGAAGGGCUGGCUGUGAAAAGGAAGAAAAAGAAGAAGAGGAAAGAGAACGGAGUAAAGGAAGACCCCUGGCAGGAGGAAAAAGAGGAGUCAGACACAGACUUGGAGGUGGUACUGGAGAAAAAAGGCAACAUGGAUGAGACUUGCAUAGAUCAGGUGAGACGGAAGGCCUUGCAAGAAGAGAUUGAUCGUGAGUCGGGCAAGACAGAGGCUUCAGAACCCAAAAAGUGGACGGGAACCCAGUUUGGCCAGUGGGACACUGCCGGCUUUGAAGAUGAAGAACAGAAGCUAAAAUUCCUGAAGCUUAUGGGUGGCUUUAAGCAUCUGUCCCCAUCAUUCAGCCGCCCUCCCAGCAUGACUGUCAGGUCCAACAUGGCCCUGGACAGGAAGUCUUCAGAAAUGCUCCAGCAGAGUCUGCAGCAGGACUAUGACCGGGCCAUGAGCUGGAAGUACAGCCACGGAGCUGGCCUGGGCUUUAACUCUGAGGCCCGCAAGGUCUUCUACAUUGACCGGAACGCCUCCAAGUCUAUCAAGUUGCAAGAUUAAAUUUAUUGUCCUGUUCUUCAAACUCCAUUUCUUGAUCAGUUUUGCAUCCAUCAAGUUGGCUUGAAAUAGUCACCUGCAGUUAUUGAGGACCAGUAUGAAUUGCUAAAGCCUCCUAUUUUCUGUGUUAAACAUUCCACCUCCUUGGGUGACAAUAUUUUAAUAGUAGCUAGCAGUUGUUGGCACGUGAAGGGUCCUGACUAAAGUGUUUUCCUUGUAUUGAUAUACUUAAACCUAAUUAUGGAAUGGGUGCUAUUCUCAUCUCCAUCAAGUUCAGGGAUAAUCAAAUGACCCAGGGUCGCCUUCUGUUAAGUGCCAUCGAGAGUACAUCACCCAGAGUUACUCAGUGAUCAGUGGAGACAGCACGUGUUAUGCCAUGACUUCCACGUGGACUAGCAAGUUUGUUUCCCUUCUCCCUUAUCAGGAGGCAGGUAUGGUGCACCAGGCAGAUGUGGUUGAGCUUCCCCUCUGUGGCCAAUACACCUCUGAGCUGGCUUCUUUCCAGCUGUCACCCUUCCAUCAGACUGCUAUGCUUGGAUUUGAUGGUGCUGUAUCGGUGGAUCUCAAACAAGGCAUUCUGGACAGCAGGUAAUCCUGCGUAUGAACCCAUGACAGAUUCUCAGCAGCAUGUUCUGUGGCUGUUCACUAGACAGAAGACCUUGGACACUUGUGUGAUGAAAUCAGAUGUAAGGAGUGGAGAAGAAGAUAAUUUAUCUGCUGCAGGCACCAUACUCCACCCACCCCCACACCCCCAAAAAAAUCACAGCAAUCUUCAUGGAGCUCCAGAUACAGAGACCCAUGUGACAUGAUUUUCUCUUCCACCAGCUUUUGGCAGUCUGGUAUCAAGGCUCAGAUAAGGUUAUUUUAUGUCUUGGCCUGAUGUCUCACAGGCAGAAACACUGUCUGGGGGAUGGGGGUCGUUGGUGGAGGGAUUGACUCAGCCAGGACAUUCAUCCUCCCGGCACUAUCAUCAGUGUUGGUGUCUCCAUGCUGCUAGGAAGAUGAGAGGCAACUCCAGGCAUUCCAGAGAUGGGAGAAAAGCCUCUUAAUGACCAAAGAAACUUCCGUCAGUCCUUCAGGAAACCUUUUAUGGUUUUAUUCAACUCUGUAGUUGUUCCUCUAUCA